GAAACAACAAAGCCCUCAAAGCGGCAGAAGUUAUCCCAGCCUGCGGAGGAAGCUGUACAAACUCGUGUGGAUGUGCAGACCGCGUUUGAAGACGACUUGACUUGUCCAAUAUGCCUCGAGCUGAUGGUCGGAUGUCAGGGAGUCAACCCUUGUGGGCACAUUGCAUGCGGGAUCUGCUCUGAUGCAUGGAUCGUCCAGAGGAAGGCCACCUGUUUUACCUGUCGCGAGCCUGCUGGUCCUGUCAAGCCUCUGAUCCCAUGCAGGAGCCUCGACAGCAUUAUCGAGAAACACAUUGCUGUUCUCGAGGCUAGCGGAAACCUCGAGUGGGUGAAGGAGGGCGAGAAGAGGAAGGACUGGGAUAAGCGCAUGGGUGAGUGGAUCGAGAUCAAGAAUCGAGCCCCACCUGUGGCGGCUAGACACGUCCAGGAGGAUCUCAGUAUUGAAGAUCUCAGAGACGAGCUUGAAGCCUACGGCGAUCUUUACGACCGGGGCAUGCGGAGAGCCAGGGAGGAAGAUGUCGAUGCUGCUGGCGAAACAUUUGGCCGGCUGUUGAGGGUUGCCCAAGGGUUGCCGCUAAGCUCAGAGGAAGAGACCAGUGAUGAUGAAGUCCCGGGAGGCAGGGAACGGGCUAUAUCGAGGAUCGUUCGAGACUUCGGCGGCGAAAGCUCGGAGGAGGAGCCAGAUACUAGUGACGAUGAGCAACCUGUCGGUCACCGGCAAAAUCCUGUGGUAUUGGACACCGACCAUGAGGAUGACGAUGGAAGAUCGCAUGUUGAUCGGCCUCAGGCUGCCUUACCCCAAGUGAUCCAGGGAGUUCAUUGGGAAAACGGAGAAGAAUGGCUGGAUGGCACAGCGGAAAAUGAUGGUGAAUAUGAAGACGAACCUUACUACGACGAUGCCCUCUACGAUGCGGACCAUUACGAUGAAGACGCUCCCGACUUCCCCAAUUUCCAGUACGGGAAUAAUGAAGAACCAGCGCAGUAUGCGGACGGACCCGAAUAUGAAGCUGGAGAAGGUGAUGCCGCACCUUAUGAGGAGGAUGUGGAGCUUGACGGAGAGGAAGUGGAUGAAGAGGACUAUCUCGACUGGGUUUCGGGGGAGGAGGAUCCGGACGAGGGUGAAUUUUAUGGAGACUAUGAAGACGAGGACGUCAACACCCACACUCCCGAUCCCUCUGAACGGAAUAACGAGCCCAGCGAGAUGGUUCACACCUGGCCAGAGGACCGCUAUGGGCACGCUGCCAGUGAGAUCAUCCGCCUCCAGCAAGAACGGCGGCUUGCGCGCCCAACAGGGAAUCGUAACAUCUCCGGCCCCGGCACGCCCCCAGUGCGGGACGAGCCUGUGCGUACGGCGCCUGGCCCCUCAACUCCGAGGUUAGUGUCAAGGUUUUCUCUGUUCGGCAACCGAGCUACAUCCCCUCCUACUCGCCCAUCGACCAACAUAAACCGGCGUCGUGCGCCCUCGCCCGACCAGGCCGCGCACUCGGAAGAAGAACGCGAACAAAUCGUGAUAAGGGGAAGCAUUGCGGAUCAGUUCCAGCGCCUGCGCCGUGUCAGUGCCGCACAACAACGCCGGUCUGACAAUGCGACCGCUGCAGCUGCGCAGUCCCGCUCCAUCCCACCUAACAUCAUCCGGACGCACAGGCGCUUCACGUCCCCUCCAGCGGGCAGCACCCAUCGGAGGUUCGUCUCUCCUCAGAUUGCGCUUCCUGGUACUCCACCCGUGCGCCGGCGUACCAUCCCCAUCGAUCUACAUUCUCCGGAAGAGAGACCCGUUCAGCAUAAUUCUCGACGCCCAGUUCGGACGAAUCGGAGUCGGUCUCCUUCGGCGACAGCCCAAGUAGUCAGGAGUCUGCCUGUCUCUCGUGCAAGAGAAGAACCUCCUCAG
Dacryopinax primogenitus is the source of this 1887-nucleotide messenger RNA. RefSeq lists its product as uncharacterized. The record is from RefSeq and is a predicted model, not a curated record. NCBI's taxonomy places the organism in Eukaryota, Fungi, Basidiomycota, Dacrymycetes, Dacrymycetales, Dacrymycetaceae. The annotation marks the transcript as partial. The transcript has 4 exons.